AAAGUCGAUUAAUAAAAUGUCACUAUUAAUUAUUUUUUGGUUUAAAUAAUGGAUACUUUCUGAUUGUUGCAUUAAGUCAUUGAUGGGACCCAUGAGCCCACGUCUAUUUAUCACUAAAAAAAUAUUUACCACAUGCUGCGCAUUAAUAAAAAGAAACUCAUUAAUAAAUUUAUAUGCAUUGCACAAAAUGACAUUGACUCGCCGCUGGAGGCCACAUGCUGCCCAUUCUACGCCAACUUCAACAUUAUAUAUAUAUAUAUUUUUUUUAAAGGAAAACGAAGGUCUGAAUGCUAAAGUUACCUACCGUCUUCCAUCACCCUUUCCACAUCUUCCUCUCUAUCUCUGACCAUUCAUUCACACUGAAUAUACUUGCAAGAAAGCUGUGGUCGUGGUUGCAUAAGUCUGCAACUUCUGACGACCUCUAGCUUGGGGCUGAACCGGGCAGAUUCGCCUUAUGGAUACUAGAGAUCCGAAUGAAUCUGGUUCAUCUUCAUCUGCAUCUGAGAAUUAUGACGGUAUUGGGCCAAAGUCAUAUUCAUACGAUGAACUAGCAAAGGUAACUGGUCAUUUCUCGCACAAUAACCUAAUUGGUCGAGGUGGUUUUGGUCAUGUUUUUAGAGCAUCCUUAGAUGGCGAGACUCGUGCUAUCAAAAGACUUGAUUAUCCGGGUGUAGAGUCUGAAGGAGAUUUGGAAAGGGAGAUUAUGGUCGUAAAAAGCAUCAGUCACAAAAACCUCGUUGAACUGAUUGGUUACUGCAUUGAUGGAGCCAAUAGAUUGCUUAUUUUAAAGUAUUUUCCAAAUGGAUCUUUGAGAUCUAAAUUAGAUGGGAAGGAGAAUGUUUUAGACUGGAAAAAAAGAAUGAAUAUUGCUAUAGGUUCUGCAAGAGGACUGGAAUAUUUACAUGAACACUGUAAACAUAAAAUUAUACAUUUAGAUAUCAAGCCGGACAAUAUUCUUCUUGAUGAACAUUUUGAACCUAAGAUAACAGAUUUUGGACUUGCUCAUUUUUUUACGGAUGCUGCUACUCACAUAUCCAAAUCAUCAGUUAUGGGAACCCAAGUUUACGAAGAUCCACUGACGACAAAAUUAGGAAAGUAUUCUGAUAAAUCUGAUAUUUAUUCUUUUGGUGUUACACUUUUAGAGCUGAUUACCGGAAGAAAACCUUUAGAUAAUGGCAUUGAUAUUGUUACUUGGGCAAAUCUUCACAUUAGAGAGGCUUUAGAUGGAAAAUAUGCAAAUUUUGUAGAUUCCAAAAUACAAUCUUUUGAUGAUGAAGAAAUGCAUAGAAUGGUUUCUUGUAUUAAUUCUUGCUUAAAUCGACUUCCAAAAUUUCGUCCAACAAUGGAAAAGAUACGUCUAGUUCUUGAAGGAAAAUCGCUUCCAGAAGUAUUAUACGAUCACAAUUUGCAAUGCGGUAUGAUAUAUAAAGAUGAGAAUACUAUUGGGCCAAAGUCAUAUUCAUACGGUGAACUAGCAAGGGUAACUGAUCAUUUCUCGCUCAAUAACCAAAUUGGUCGAGGUAGUUUUGGUCAUGUUUUUAAGGCAUCCUUAGAUGGUGAGAUCCGUGCUAUUAAGAGACUUGAUUUUCCGGAUGUACAAUUCGAAGAAGGUUUGGAGAGGGAGAUUAUGGUCUUCAAAAGCGUCAGACACAAAAACCUCGUUGAACUGGUUGGUUACUGUAUUCAUGGAUCCAAUAGAUUGCUUAUUUCAAAGUAUUUUCCAAAUGGGUCCUUGAGAUCUAAAUUACAUGGAAGUGGGGAUGUUUUGGACUGGAAAAAAAGAAUGAAGAUCGCCAUAGGUUCUGCAAAAGGAUUGGAAUAUUUACAUGAACACUGUAAUCCUAAAAUUAUUCAUUUAAAUAUGAAACCGGAUAAUAUUUUUCUUGACGAAGAUUUUGAACCUAAGAUAACAGAUUUUGGACUUGCUCAAUUUUUUACCGACGGUGCUACUCACAUAUCCAAAUCAUCAGUUAUGGGAACCCAUGUUUAUGAAGAUCCACUAACAACAAAACUGGGGAAGUAUUCUGAUAAAUCUGAUAUUUAUUCUUUUGGAGUUACACUUUUAGAAUUGAUUAUGGGAAGAAAACCUAUAGAAAACGGCAUUGACAUUGUUACUUGGGCAAAUCGUCUAAUUAAAGAGGAGGGAAGAUAUACCAAUUUUGUAGAUUUCAAUUUACAAUCUUUUGACCGUGAACAAAUGUAUCGAAUGAUUUCUUGUGUUAAUUCUUGUCUAAAUCAAUCUCCAAAUUCUCGUCCAACAAUGAAAAAGAUACGUCUAGUUCUCGAAGAAAAAUUGCCUUCAGAGGAAUUAUACGAUCAUGAAUUGCAAUGGAGAAGCAGACGAGCCAAAACCUAGCCUCAAGCCUUUUAUCAUGGAAGAAACUAAUAAUUAUGGUAUACGAGAUCGUGGACAUGCCAGUCGACGACCAACAGAAGCAACAAGUUAUGGUUCCUCCCACAUCAUUCCAGAAACUUCAUUUGAUGAGAUGAAUAUGUUACAUUUAAUAAAAACCUUAAACAUCUCAUCUUAUUUUUAAUAGACCAGAAUUCUCCUUUAUC
Messenger RNA from Manihot esculenta (cassava), 2559 nucleotides. Its product is annotated as proline-rich receptor-like protein kinase PERK3. The record is from RefSeq and is a predicted model, not a curated record. The transcript has 16 exons. Lineage: Eukaryota; Viridiplantae; Streptophyta; Magnoliopsida; Malpighiales; Euphorbiaceae. Gene Ontology annotation, biological process: protein phosphorylation. The coding region runs from base 455 to 2356 and encodes 633 amino acids. Gene Ontology annotation, molecular function: protein kinase activity; ATP binding.